Helicoverpa zea (corn earworm) is the source of this 1193-nucleotide messenger RNA. RefSeq names its product putative nuclease HARBI1. The record is from RefSeq and is a predicted model, not a curated record. The coding region runs from base 1 to 1131 and encodes 376 amino acids. Lineage: Eukaryota; Metazoa; Arthropoda; Insecta; Lepidoptera; Noctuidae. The transcript has 6 exons.
AUGCAAAGACCGCCACUGUAUGAACGUAGUACCGCAUAUUAUUUUUUGGCGGCAAAUUUAAUAGAAAAUUAUGGAUAUCAAUCACGAGAAACAAGAGAAAUUACGCGCAGAGCAAAACUUAGGAAUAGAAUUAACCCACUGGACAUAAAUGAAACCGAAUUUAAAAAUAGAUAUCGCCUAAAUAAAGAAGCUUUUAAGUUCCUCUGUGAGCAACUUAAACAUAAAACAUCAUUAACAUCGAGUUCUAGAAUUAGUCUAGAACUUAAGGUUCUUUGUGCAUUAUCUUUUUAUGCCAAUGGUUCAUAUCAGCGAAUAGUGGGAAUGGCUAAAUAUUUGGGCCAAACAACAGUGAGCAAAUGUGUGAAGGAAGUCACUGAUGCUCUUGUAACUCCUGCAAUCCUUAACACCUUUAUAAGAUUCCCCAGUACUCGAGCUGAAAGAGACCUAGUAAAAAGCAACUUUUUUGCGAAGUACGGUUUUCCUGGAGUUAUAGGAUGCAUUGAUGGAUGCCAUUUCCAUAUUUUUACACCCAGGAAAGAAAUUGAACAUUUAUUUUAUUGUAGAAAACAUUUUCAUUCAUUAAAUGUACAAAUGAUAUGUGAUAGUGACGGCCGAAUUCUAAAUGUGAAUGCAAAAUAUGGAGGAGCCACCCACGACGCUUUCAUAUGGGAAAAUAGCCUAGCUAAUAACUACAUGCAGGAGUUACAUCGAAAUAAUGAACAUGUAUGGUUAUUAGGUGAUUCCGGCUAUCCACAACGCCCCUGGUUAAUGACACCAAUUCCGGAUGCUGCUGAAGGGACUCCAGCAUACAAAUACACAGCAGUCCAUGGAAAGACGAGGGUGGCUAUAGAAAAUACUUUUGGCCGAUUAAAAAACCGAUGGCGUUGCUUAUGUAAAGAUCGCACACUCCACUAUGGACCGGAGAAAUGUGCAAAAAUCAUUACUGCGUGCAGUGUGUUGCAUAAUUUAGCCCUAAAAUUUAACGUACCCGAACCGGAACCAGAAGAACUCCAAAACAUAUCUUUAUCUUUUUCUGACCAUCUUUUUCAGGAAAAUGGAGGAGAUGACUUAAUUAGGGGAAGGGCGAUGAGGAAUAUUUUAGUAGAUAGAAUUAAUAGAUUACACUCAUAACUUUAAUUCUUUAUUAAUAAUUUUAAAAAUUGCAUUUUUGAACAAUUAAAAAAUAACCUUAA